CGGCAAGCAAUUAUUUGCUAGGUAACACGACUAGACUGAAUCGAGUUCCAAAUUGGAAGGGGAAAAUCAAGGUGUCAUUUAAGGCUCAUUUUCUAGGUGGUUGCUUGAAAAACACCAGAAACAGAAGUUAGUCAUGUGCAAUCCCCACCCACAUCUUUAGGGGACUGGAAAAUAUUUCAAAAUGCACAAUUUAAACGCUCAAAGCUGAUCAUACACAUUACCGUACAUAAAUGUCAGCCAAACAUCUAAUGCAUGUCGGGGUCUCCCAAUGACAGAUGUUGGGGGGAGAAUGACUGGGCAGCUGGAUUUAAACUUCCUGAUCGGGGAGACCUGUCCAGCAUCAACAUGGAUGUUGACAACAAUACCAGUAAUGGAACCUUGUGUGACCUCUAUUACCAUCACAACACGGCAAGGAUUUUGCUGCCAAUAUUCUACAGCAUGAUCUUCUUGUUUGGAUUGCUUGGAAACAUCCUGGCUAUGUUUGUCAUCCACAAAAACAGGCGGAAGCUAAACUCAACCACUCUCUAUUCGAGAAACCUGGUCAUUUCUGACAUAUGUUUUGCCAUCGUCUCACCUUCCAGAAUUGUGUACUAUGCAAAGGGUUUUGACUGGACAUUCGGAGAAGCAUUUUGUCGGAUAACCGCACUUUUUCUGUACAUUAAUACUUAUGCUGGAGUAAACUUCAUGACCUGUCUGAGCGUCGACCGUUUCUUUGCAGUGGUGCAUCCGCAUCGUUACAACAGAAUAAGGAGGGUGAAGUUUGCCAAGAUCAUCUGCAUUUGCGUUUGGUUGCUGGUCUUCUUCCAAACAUUUCCACUUCUUAUACAGCAAAUGUCUCAAACGGAGCUACACACUGGGAAAACACGGUGUAUGGAAUACCCAAUCUUUGAAGCCAUAGACAAUUUGCCAUAUAUACUUCUUGGGGCAUGUUUUAUUGGAUUCUACCUACCUUUGGUAAUAAUACUGUAUUGCUAUUCUCAGAUAAGUAUUAAACUCUGCCAGACUACAAAGAAGAAUCCAUUAUCUGAAAAAACUGGCACCAACAAAAAGGCGACUAACACAAUCAUUUUAGUGAUUGUGGUGUUCCUUAUUUGUUUUACCCCGUAUCACGUGGCUAUUACUCAGCAUAUGAUCAAGAAACUUAUUUAUCAGCCAGACUGCGAAGAGCAGAAACUAUUUCAAGUAGUCCUUCAUGUCACGGUUUGCCUGAUGAACUUAAACUGUUGCCUGGAUCCCCUCAUUUACUUCUGUGCAUGCAAAGGAUACAAGAAUCAGAUUCUGAAAAUAUUAAAACGGCAGGCUAGCAUUACCUCAUCCAGCGCCACAAGGCCAGCGGCUGAAGAAAGCUCACGUGAUCUCACAGAAAGCCAAAUGAUGCAAAGUAUACCAUUAAACCAUAAAGUAAACCAAUCUGUGAGUAAAAAAUAAUACUGGGAGAAAAAAACCUCAUGUCAGAGCCCUUCCUAAUCAACCAUAACAGAAAGACUUAUUUUGAAAUAUUGCACCCUCUGGAGGACACGGCUAAUAUUUAAGGGUACUUUCACACUUGCGGCAGGACGGAUCCGACAGGCUGUUCACAAUGUCGGAUCCGUCCUGCGGCUAUUUCGCUGUGCCGCUGGACCGCCGCUCC
Bufo gargarizans (Asiatic toad) is the source of this 1630-nucleotide messenger RNA. RefSeq names its product G protein-coupled receptor 183 (gene GPR183). Bases 253 to 1428 code for a protein of 391 amino acids. The transcript has 3 exons. Gene Ontology annotation, molecular function: oxysterol binding; G protein-coupled receptor activity. Gene Ontology annotation, biological process: G protein-coupled receptor signaling pathway. Gene Ontology annotation, cellular component: membrane. Lineage: Eukaryota; Metazoa; Chordata; Amphibia; Anura; Bufonidae. The record is from RefSeq and is a predicted model, not a curated record.